Suillus paluster is the source of this 1216-nucleotide messenger RNA. Its product is annotated as drug/metabolite transporter superfamily. Gene Ontology annotation, cellular component: membrane. The transcript has 10 exons. NCBI's taxonomy places the organism in Eukaryota, Fungi, Basidiomycota, Agaricomycetes, Boletales, Suillaceae. The record is from RefSeq and is a predicted model, not a curated record. The coding region runs from base 1 to 1098 and encodes 365 amino acids.
AUGAGCGAUAACGAAUCUCCUCUCAUUCACGCCGUAGGACACAACUAUGGCGCGAUACAACCCACUUCGACAUGUCAAGUCGAUGGAACAAUAGCAAACGAGCCACCUAGCUUCACUGCCAGAAAUGCUGGAAUACUACUCGUCUUUUCCUCUCAGUUCUUCUUCGCUUGCAUGAAUAUUUCGGUGAAGUUGCUAAACAAGUUGGAGCCUCCGGUGCACGCGUUUCAGGUUAUUGUAGUCAGGAUGGGCAUCACGUUCAUAUGCUGCGAGAUAUACAUGGUUGUUAUGGGGAUCCCUGAUCCGAUCAUUGGCCCCAAAGGUGUUCGGAUGCUACUGGUCAUUCGUGGGAUUAGCGGGUUUUUCGGAUUAAGCGGCCUGUAUUUGUCGCUUCAGUAUUUGUCUGUCGCAGAUGCGACGGUCCUGGGCUUUUUAAAACCUCUGACAACAGCGGUUGCUGGAUGCAUCCUUCUGAAGGAGAGGUUCUCCAUAAAGCAAGCUGUCGCGGGAGUUUGCAGUUUACUUGGUGUUGUCCUCGUUGCUCGCCCCCCGUUUCUAUUUGGCUCCCUGUCAACUGCCAUCCCUGAAGGACACUUCUUGCCAGAAUCGACCCCGGCGCAAAGGCUGUCGGGUGUUGCGGCAUGUAUGAUGCAUGUGCUUGGAGCCACUGCAGCAUAUACUUCGAUUCGUGCAAUUGGGACGCGUGCUCAUGCGCUGCAUAUAAUGACGUUCUUUGCGCUGGGGUCCACGAUCAUGGCAUCUUUGGGGAUGGUCGCCUUCAAUAUUUCAGUUGUAUAUCCGACAAGUAGAUCAUGGACAUGGAUACUUCUGUUGCUCAUGAAUGGUGUCUUUGGCUUCGUGGCGCAAGCUCUCUUGACGAUGGGGCUGCAACGAGAAACUGCGUCGCGCGGUGCUAUGGGAGUGUAUAUCGAGGUGCUUUUUGCUGUGAUACUUGAACGCCUAAUCUUCGGAAUUAUACCGUCCCUACUGUCAGUUAUCGGCGCGGCCAUCAUUAUGUCCUGUGCUCUUUAUGUCGUCGUGAGUGGUCAUCGUUCUCGAUUUCCUGACGUUUUUGUUCAUUCAAAUCUCACUACCAGUUGAUGAAGCAGGAACAUACCCAGGUCAGUAUCCCAAGCAGUACAGCGUGAAAUGGCGGAACUAUCUUUGGCCCAGAGUAUGUAAAUAAUAUGAAGUGAUGCUGCCGGGUCUGCAAUAGACU